UAUUUCUGAUUUAAAACUGUUUAGGAAUAAAAAAAUCGUAAUAAUCAUGAUUUAUUUGCAAGAUCAGUAGAAACAACUGGAACACUCGCCACAUGAAAAUGAUUGGUAGUGGACGUGGCUUUUGCGCAAACGCCGAAUAUUGGUUGACGUUGAUUUUUCAUUUCCCUAGAUCCGAUUCCGCGUGGAAAUGAGGAACGAGCAGGGCUUUCUGUUGAAAUUCGCUCUUCUGGUAAUAACGUGCUUUGUAAUUUAUACAUUCCGACGCUCAGAAGAUGAUUCGGAAAUGAAAAUUUGGGAAAUUAAGGAAAUUCGAUCCAACAUGCACUUAGAGAAUGAUACAAAAAUUUCCCUACUUAAAAAUUUAAACUUCUCGGAGACCGUUUUAAAAGUGGAUACGACCAACAUGACUAACGAGAAGAUAUUGAAAAAAAUUGAGGAAACAAACCCUAAUUUGCCCAUGGAUCACUGGGAUGUAAACGAUAACGGACCACAAUUUAACGGAAGCUGCGCUAAUUACGCGAAUGUGUACAAAAUAAAAUUCAACAACGUCUACUGGCAAGUGCAGAAAAUUAACAACGAGACGUACUAUCUGUACAGCGCUUAUUACGACAACCGCACUCUUUUAAAUGGGACCGGACCACUUGUUCGAAUUCUAGCCAUGACCGACGUUAGAAAUCUGACGGAAAAUGUCACUUGCCAAUUCUGGUACCAUAAUGACCCAAAGCCGGAAAUAUCAAUGGUCGUGCAAUAUCAGUACAUGUGGUACACUUAUUGGGGCAACGACAAAGCACCUGCCCAGCCAUACCUCCUGGCUUGUUCGGUACCAUCGAAAGGUCGAGUCCCGGCGUCCGUUUCUCUGGUCGCCAACCCUUGCGACAACGCCACAAACAACCUCAGGGUGAUUUACAAACCGGCACCGCUGGGAAAAAGGCAAAACUUUGUCAUCUGCGUGAAGGCGCUCAAUUUUCAGCAUCUUUCUAGUUUGGCCAUCAGACUGGUCGAAUGGAUUGAGCUCCACAAGAUUCUCGGCGCUGACAAAAUAGUUUUCUACAAAUUUGGCACUCACCCAAACGUGACGAAAGUUUUGGAUUAUUACUUGCCGUCAGGAUUCAUAGAAGUGUCCGAAACUUCCCUGCCAGGCGGUUUACCAAACAUUCCGGAUUUCAUGCAAAUGUAUAUGAGCCAGCGAGCGUGGGGAGUGCAAUAUCUGCACGAACUGAUCCAAUACAACGACUGUUUUUAUCGGAACAUGUACAUGUACGACUUCGUUGUACUAGUCGACAUUGACGAGGUGAUUCUUCCCUUAACCUCCGACACGUGGUACGACCUGAUCUACAAGGUGGUCAUUCCGAAGGCUACGAACUGGACCCUGAAAAUGACCCCUGCCUCGUACAUCGUGCGCAACGUGCACUUCAUGGACGACAAGGCCGAGUAUCAGGACUGGUACGUCGACAUACCCAAGUACAUGCACAUGCUGCAAAACGUGCAUCGCAACGCGAGCCACACGGGUCCUGGCAACGCCGUCAAAGGGUUCCACAACCCGCAGAUGAUCAAGGCGCUGCACAACCACAUGCCCAGGGCGUGCAUCAACCACAAGGACAGCUGGUGUCCAUUGUACGACGUCGACCUGGCCGAUGCCCACAUGCAGCACUACUGCAUCGCCAGGCACAAGCCGGAGUGCCAGCGCCUUCGGGGCAAAAACGAGACCAUAUUGGACACGUCAAUUUGGAAGUACAAGGAAAGGCUCGUUGCAGCCACGACCAGAGUUUUAAAGGAUGUUGGUUUCUUGUAAAAUUAACAUAUUGAUUAACGAACGCACAGUGUGAGUUUUUA
Molecule: messenger RNA, 1833 nt
Organism: Neocloeon triangulifer
Lineage: Eukaryota; Metazoa; Arthropoda; Insecta; Ephemeroptera; Baetidae
Exons: 5
Coding region: 188-1792 (534 amino acids)
Source: RefSeq, a predicted model, not a curated record